UUUAUAUUUGUGCUUUUGGUCGGCGGGAGAUAUAGUUCUAUCUAACUGGAUUUAGCUAAUAGUACUGUCCUUUGUUUUGUUGGAGAGUGUCAACUUAAAAGUGUUAAAAUGGAGGAUUUUGGUGUGUAUGCAAUAUUUGGAUUAGAUGAACCACCACAACAGAUCUUGAGGCGUGAAGGCUGGCAGAGUUCAGUGGAGAUCCAGCCUGGUGUUCAGCUGAUGGUUCUGUUCACCAGAGGAGGCUGGGGAAAGCGAGAUUCGGUCUCUGUGGAGCUUUCUGAUGAGAGAAACAUGCCUAUUACUAUGGGGAAGCUCACACCGUUUAAUAAAUGUCUAUCAUGGGAAGCUGGUGAUGAUGGUGUUUGGUCCAGUGGAGCAACCUUAACUGUCAAACUCAAUGGGGAUACUAAUGAUCUGUUGGAUCCAGUGCUGACAUUUUCACAGAUGGAAUGCACUCCAGAGUGUACCCCCACAGUGCCAGCAUUACGGGAAUGUGCAGGAAAGAGGAAGCGGUCUCAGGGAGAGGAGGACGAAGGGAUCAGUGAAGGUAGAGGCAAGGAGAACAUCUGCCCUAAUGCCUCUGAAAAGGCUACACCUCACAGACGGGGCAAGAGCAAUCCUCGUAUAGGUCAAACACGUCUGUUCUCUCAAAAAGAGGAGCAGACUGCAGCUUCUGGUUUUCAGAACCACAAAACCAAAGGCAAGCAGGCCAAAACCUCCUCGCAGACUGCUCAGCUGGACAAGCCAUCAGGUCGCUGGGGUCAGACUCUCUGUCCCAUUGAUCCUCAGACUGCCAUUUUGAUUGGAGGACAAGGUGCCAGAAUGCAGUUCUGCAAAGACCCCAUCUGGAAAUUGUGCACUGAGGAUCUUUCUUGGGUGCCUGCUGAAACCCUGGCUGAAGGACCCACCCCUGAGGCCCGGAUUGGUCACACAGCGACCUAUGACCCGGAGUCUAAGCGUAUCUUUGUGUUUGGAGGCUCAAAGCAUAAGAAAUGGUUUAAUGAUGUUCACAUCUUGGAUACACAAAGCUGGCGUUGGACUUUGGUUGAGGCGCAGGGAAAAGUGCCUCCUCUGGCCUACCACAGCUGCAGUAUGUUCAGAGGAGAGCUUUUUGUGUUUGGAGGAGUGUUUCCUCGCCCACAUCCACAACCAGACGGCUGCAGUGACUCCAUCUACAUCUUUAACCCUGAAAUGGCCAUCUGGUAUCAACCCAUUGUCAAUGGAGAGAAGCCUGCUCCACGCUCUGGGCACUCCGCAUGUGUGAUGCAGGGAAGGAUUUUUGUGUUUGGCGGAUGGGACACCCCUGUGUGCUUUAAUGACAUGUUCAUGCUAGACCUCGGCUUGAUGGAGUUUUCUCCUGUGAAAACAAGUGGAACAGCCCCAUCUCCCAGAAGCUGGCAUGGCUGUGCGGUUCUUUCAGAAAGCAGCUUCCUGAUCCAUGGAGGUUACAAUGGGAACAAUGCUCUGAGUGACGCAUUCAUCUUCAACACAGACACUAGUUGCUGGUCAUCUCUGACUCUACCUCAGCUCAAUUCUGUACCCAGAGCUGGACAUUCUAUCAUUACUAUGCCCACCACAUGCAAAAAGGGAUCUAUAGAUGAACAAGAGGAAAUUUUCGAGUCAGCCCCACAAACACUGCUGGUUUUUGGAGGAGGUGACAAUGAAGGGAGCUUCUUUUCAGACCUGUUCACUAUGCCAGUAAAGGACUUAAGCAGAGACUAAUCAUCUCCCUCAGUAUUUGGUUUUUAUAUGCAUUUUUUACAUGUGUUUUAUGCUUCGGUCUUUCAGAUUUUGGUCUUUGUUUUUGGAGUAAUUUAAAGAGGUUUAUUAUGUAUUCACUCAGGUAUUUGCAUUGUCAUCGUUAAUUAGCAAUUAGUUUAUGCACAGUUCUUGGGAAGUCACUCUUUGUGUUAUGGAGGAUGAUUUGUGAUAAAGACUAAUAUUAGUAAAUAGUGUGGGCUGUUUCGUAUAAAAGAAGACCAUUUCAAAAAGCUUAUUUACUCACCCUCAUUUGAUUCUGAAGUGCACACGAUGACAAUGUCUCUCUGCAGUUGAUCCAUACUUGUUUUAUGAUAUUGCAGGUAUUCAAGGUGUAGUUUACCCCCAAAUUUUAAUUUACUCUCCCUCCAUUUGUUCUACGCCAGUUUCUUCAGUUAAACAGAAGAUAUUUUGAAGAAUGCUGGAAAGUGUUAGCUAUUAAUUCUGGUUUCCAAACAACCAAUUUCCAGAAUGCCUUCUAACACUUAAUGUCAAAUUCUCCCACAGAGAUGUGUAUGGCUUCUAAAGGCCUUUUUAAAUUGAGCACAAGUGCUUUUAAUUUCUGUGAUUCUUCAAAAUCCCUCAUUUUGUGUUCUACAGAAACUGGCAGCAUUUGUUUUUGGAAUAUGAUGAGGGUGAGUAAACAAUGAUAGGUUUGGAUAUUUUAGGUGAAUUAUUUACUUUACUGUCAUAGAUGGAUAUGAAUUUUCUGAUUCACUGUAUCAAGGGGAUUUGAAUUUGAUCUAUGAAAAAUCAUUGAGGUGUCCUUUUUGUAAUUAAAUGUCCACUUUUAGAUUAAGUUUCCUUUUUAUUUGUGAAUGUCUGUGUAAAAUUAUGAUUUAGCUGUAAAUAAUGUCGCUGUUCAAAAAUAA
This is a messenger RNA of Danio aesculapii, 2630 nucleotides long. RefSeq names its product kelch repeat-containing protein (gene krcp). The record is from RefSeq and is a predicted model, not a curated record. Gene Ontology annotation, molecular function: protein binding. NCBI's taxonomy places the organism in Eukaryota, Metazoa, Chordata, Actinopteri, Cypriniformes, Danionidae. Bases 109 to 1722 code for a protein of 537 amino acids. The transcript has 13 exons.